AUGCCAUAUGGUACUUUUACCCUCUCUAAUCUUGGAAUGUUUGGUGUGGAUCGCCUUGAUGCAAUUUUACCGCCUGGAACUGGUGCAAUCAUGGCAGUUGGAGUAUCUCAGCCCACUAUAGUUUGUACAAAGGAUGGUCGGUUUGGCUUAAAAAACCAGAUGCAGGUAAAUGUUACAGCAGACCAUCGUGUCAUAUAUGGUGCUGAUCUGGCUUCAUUCUUGCAAACCCUAGCUCUGAUAAUUGAGGACCCUAAAGAUCUUACCCUCUAG
Ilex paraguariensis (yerba mate) is the source of this 270-nucleotide messenger RNA. NCBI's taxonomy places the organism in Eukaryota, Viridiplantae, Streptophyta, Magnoliopsida, Aquifoliales, Aquifoliaceae. The record is from the annotation of a GenBank genome assembly.